GAUUUUAUUGGAUUUGGAUUAUCAAUCGGAAAAUCAAAAAGUGAAAAUCUUAAAGAUGAAAUUAACUCAACUUAUAAAUAUACAGAAAUUGGCAAAGCAACGUUGAAAUUUAGUAAAGAAAAUUUAAAUUUUAAAAAUGAUGUCAAACAUGCCAUAGAAUCUAAAGAGCCUAGACAAUUCUUUGAAAUUAUUGAGAAAUAUGGUCAUUUUAUUCCAACUGAAAUUAUUUUGGGUGGAAGAGUUUAUUUUAAAGGCGUCAGAUCAUCAUCUAAAAGAUCUACAAAUAAAUCUAAGGAAGGGUCCGUGAACGUGAAUAUUGUAUCUUCGAAUGCAAAAAUAGGAGGUGAUUCUGGCGACUCAAAUAAAAAAUCAAAUUUCCACAGCUCUGAUCGUAUGAGAUUACUUGGAGGAAAGCAUCCUGCUGGUGAAAAAUUCGAUGAAAAAGCUUGGAUUGAAUCUUUAGAAGAUUAUCAAACUUGGGAUUGCAUAGAAUUUAAAGAUCCAACGUAUUUAAAUCUAUUGGAAAAAGAAUCCUUUAUACGACGAAUAUUGAAGAUCAAUAUUAUUAUUUAA
This is a messenger RNA of Rhizophagus irregularis DAOM 181602=DAOM 197198, 573 nucleotides long. NCBI's taxonomy places the organism in Eukaryota, Fungi, Glomeromycota, Glomeromycetes, Glomerales, Glomeraceae. The record is from RefSeq and is a predicted model, not a curated record.